AUGCGACGAGUACCCUACCCAGUCGCAAUCAUAACAGCAACCGACCCCUCUGGCCCGGCAGAUACAUCUUCUUUCCGCGGAAUGACCGUUUCGUCGUUCAGUACUGUCACGCUCACACCGCACCCUGUCAUCUCAUUUAAUGUGCGCCGGCCAUCAGAGACGCUAAACGCGCUGCUUGCUUCGGGUCGGUUCCUGGUUCACUUGCUAGCGCCUGGUCCUGCGACAGCGAUCCUAGCGAGAGAUUUCUCCAAGGGGAAUACCACGCUUGCGGCUAUGUUGAGUGGACAUGGGGAGUUUGAGUUUGCCGCUUUGGAUGCUGGUAGUGAGGGGCAUUCUCAGAGACCACUUCCCAUUCUUAGGCGGAAGGGUGAGGGCGACGUUGGGUCUUCGUCACUCAAUGCGGGUGUUGACUUCCCUUUCGUUUUUGAGUGUGAGCUACAUCCGAAUAAGAUUGAGGUUCAUGACCAUUCGAUUGUGUUGGGCACUAUUGUUCGGACAAUUGAGGGUUCGGAAUCUGUUUCUUUGGACUUGGAUGAACAUUCGCCAGGCCGGCUUUGUUUGACAUAUGCGAACACCAAGUUUUGGAAGAUGGGAAAUGAGGUUUGA
Messenger RNA from Penicillium arizonense, 606 nucleotides. RefSeq names its product flavin reductase family protein. Lineage: Eukaryota; Fungi; Ascomycota; Eurotiomycetes; Eurotiales; Aspergillaceae. Gene Ontology annotation, molecular function: FMN binding; riboflavin reductase (NADPH) activity. The record is from RefSeq and is a predicted model, not a curated record. The transcript has a single exon. The coding region runs from base 1 to 606 and encodes 201 amino acids.